Molecule: messenger RNA, 2935 nt
Organism: Monopterus albus (swamp eel)
Lineage: Eukaryota; Metazoa; Chordata; Actinopteri; Synbranchiformes; Synbranchidae
Gene: aig1
Product: androgen-induced 1 (H. sapiens)
Exons: 6
Coding region: 218-919 (233 amino acids)
Cellular component (GO): endomembrane system; membrane
Source: RefSeq, a predicted model, not a curated record
UACACAAUACAUUGGGGAUAGAUCACAGAUCGCCCUCCCCUUUUGCAUCAUCAUCAUCAUCACCAUCAUCAUCAUAACACGGAAGCAGUAAACAGGCAGAGAGGCUCCGACACGGGGAGGGGAUUUAAGUAAAAAAGGGUCAAAGAGAAGCAGAAAGGUGGGAAUAGGUGCAGAGAGGAAACGAUAGAAAGGUAAACAAAGACAGAGAGCGAGCAUCAUGGCGCUGAUCCCCUCGCAGGUUCUCCGGGUCGCCAUCCUGCUGUCUUACUUCUCCAUCCUGUGCCACUACAAAGCCUUAGACAUGCCGGCGCACCAGACCUACGGAGGCAGCUGGAAGUUCCUGACCUUCAUAGACCUGGUGAUCCAGGCGGUGUUUUUUGGACUGUGCGUCCUGAUCGAUGUGUCCAGUCUGCUGACUAAGGGAGGUGCCAGCAGGGAGCAGGAGCGGCAGCUCAGGAAGCUGAUUAGCCUGAGGGACUGGAUGAUGGCCAUCCUGGCCUUUCCUGUCGGAGCGUUUGUGGUCUUUACGUUCUGGACUCUCUACCUGUACGACAGAGAACUGGUCUACCCCAAACUACUGGACAGCUUCAUUCCUCAGUGGCUCAACCACGGCAUGCACACCACCGUUCUUCCCUUCAUCAUCAUCGAGAUGCGGACCACCCACCAUCGGUAUCCCAGCAGGUCUUGGGGUCUGGCAGGAGUUUGCUGCUUGGGCAUAGGAUACAUCCUUUGGACGUGUUGGGUGCACCAGGUGACGGGCGUGUGGGUGUACCCAGUUCUGGAGCGCAUUGCUCCACUGGCUCGAGUCAUCUUCUUCAGUGCAAUGAUGGUGCUGAUCUGUGUCUUCUAUGUUCUUGGAGAAAUCCUCAACAGCUACAUCUGGGAUCACUCACACACAGGAAAGAUCAAAGGUGAGUGAUCCUUUCUCAGUUGUAUGGGAACAAUACAUGAGUAUUGGCUUUGGUCGGAUAAACCAGGAUGAGUUGUGCCCCACCCACCCAGGACAGCACAAGAAAGGAAAACAAGUGACCUCUCUGGAUGUGGAAAACACCAUUACCUUUGAACUGUAUUCAUAACAAUAACCAUAGGAAAGGACAAAAUAUCAUCAGUUAAAAGUAAGUAGAGAAACUGGCAACAGAUGGAGAGUUGGAGUCGACAUCUCUUGUGUUUUUUUUUUCUCCUUUUUUGGUUUUGUUUUUCGGUGGCAAAAAUUAAGCAACUUUGAUGCAUCCAGCUUUGUGGAGAAAAGUUGAUGAAAUGCACAAACAUGCAUCUACACAAAACAAUGAACAUGCGCACUGAAAUACUGUACACACACACGACUAUGUAAGUAUGCAUUCAGGGACAGAAGCACACAUACAAACUGUAUUUGUGAUCUGCUUUUCUGUAACUUAUCAAAGUGAGCUGCUAUGAAACUACUGAGCAGCAAUAAUGUGUUGAACAUCAAUAUUCACGAUCUCUUGCAUGUCUACAUGAACACUAGAUGUUGAUAAAAAUCAAUAAAGUUUGAGUGGAAAUGUUUCCAUUCGGAUCCUGAAUGAGAUCUUCGGACCAGCCUGAGGAUCCAGGUCCACACUGGCUCCGCCUGAGUUACAGUGGGUCUCAGGUGUAUGACAGUUUUAAUUGGAUGUGACAGAAUCUGAUGGCAUCUGGUCAGACACACUGCACCUUGUGAGCGUGACACAUUUACGAGAUGUCACCGCUGCCUCAUUUAGAGCAGGUGACUCAAGAUUCGCCCUCAUGCUGCGGCCUGAGCUCACAUGAAUAUAUAGUCUGAUACAGUCAGAAAACAGCAUGGGAAAUCAUUCACUUUCAGAAAGACUCAAUGUUAUAAUGGUCACAUUAAAGUAUAUUUUAUCCAUAUAAUUGAAGGUAUUUAAACAUGCAACAAGCUCAGUGGCUACUGACUCAGUAUAAACUGCAAAACUAAAAAGAAAAGGCCUCAGAAGUGAAAACAAAUGGGCUGACUAGCUCCUACUGUGGUGCUUUCUUCAACAUGUUAGCCCUGACAUGUCACGUCUCAGAUUUGUGUCCUGUUUGUGCUAGAAUUAGCACCGUGUAGUAUUUUCUCUGCACAUAGCAUCUGUUCCUAUCAAUAAUGAGUUAGUUGCUGUUCUGUGCAAACAACAGGAAGAAGACAACACUGGAUUUACAGACAAAAAGUGCCAGGUAGUGUAAAAACACAGCAAUUCUGCAAAAUGCACCUGUGGAUGUAGAAACAAAAUGCAGCCUCACUCACUGACAGAGGAACUGAAUGAACAAGAAAAACGCAAAAGAUAAAACUAACAAUGCAUUUUUCAAGGCUGGAAAGACGUAACAAAGAAAAGGGGCCAAAACACAAAGAAAAACCAUAAGAAAAGAUGCAGUGACUGAGUUAAAGGAAGGCAGGACAGAAAGUGAGAAAGCAUAAGCUGAAGGGUGGAACCAGCAAUUUUUACCAUAGAGGUUAACAGAAUGGAAUCCCAAAACAUAUUAAAGUAACUCUUCCUGUCAACACAAACUCUCCCGUCUGGUUCUUCCUUGAACAAAAACAAAUGCCCCUCCUCUCUUCUCUCAGGUCAUUUGGCAGUGAAAUAAUACAAAAUAAACUCCUUUGUUUGCUGCAGAAAAUGUUGUUCUCUCAACGUUACACAACAUGACAUCUCAUAUUACACUAUUUUUUUAAAAACUUGGGUGAAAAACGUGUGUGUGUGUGUGUGUGAGUGUGUGUGUCCACUCCUCUCACUGUCAAUUUGGAGAGUUUGACACAACACACUGUUCAUUAGCAGCUAACUCUGCACCGCUCUGUGGGUGUGUGUGGCAUCUCUUCAUUAACACGUCAACUCCAGUCUGAGGUGACACUUUAAAACAUUCAGUAAUAUUCUGCACUGCAUUAAUUAGCAUGGAUUUACAUGCUAAUGAGCAACAUGGACAUGGAUCCCAGCACUUGUUUUAG